AGAAUGCUUACAUCACCACGCGCGUGCUUCUUGUCCAGCAAGUAUUAAAGCAAGCCUCAUUGCAAGGAGCUUGUAUUGAUCUAGCCAUGUGCGGCCCGACGGAUGAUCCCAUGUGCAGCGAGGUGAAUAGGGUUCUAUCCUUGCAUCGUCUGGCAGAUUGGGCGCCAAUAUCCAGCUCCUCAACAUGUCUUCCAACAUUCGGGUCCCCACAAGUGGUCAACCUCACGUCGAUUAUCAGAAACCCUCCGUUCCAGGCGGUUUCCAGAUGGUCAAUUUCCAGUCCCCAGGAAGCAAACUUAUCAACGCAGAGCGUUUUACCAUGCCAUCCAACGUCCGUUCUGCCUCAACUAGCAGUGCCACUGCUGAAUUGCGCACCUCGACGUCCCCUCCCACUGAGAUUCCACCAAAACGUCCUGGCCCUCCCGAGUCUCGGGAGCUUGCUUCAGCUCAAAGAGGUGUUUCUACGCCUCCCCCUUCCGCACUUCUCACUGCGCGUGUCAUCGAGAAUCUCAGCAAGGUUGCGUACCCCAAAGGCAUCAAGGGCCCGAGGGUUGAGCUCAAUGCGAACGUCAAGGACGGCCGAUUCAGAUACGACCGUGACUUUCUAAUGCAGUUCAUGCACAUUUGCAAGGAGAAGCCACCUACCCUUCCUGCUCUCGAUGUCCUUGGCAUUGAACCCGUCGAUCGAACUUCGUUUCCCAAGGCCCGCGGUGGCUCUGGACGUCAUCGCAACGCCUGUUCUACCUCAACUAGUUGUGCCACUGCUGAAUUGUGCACCUCGAUGCCCUCUCCCACUGAGAUUCCACGAAGACGUUCUGGCCCUCUCGACCUUGCUUCAGCGAGGGGAGAUGUUUCUGCCCCUCCACCUUCUGCACUCCUCACCGCACGUGUCAUCGAGAAUCUCAGCGAGGUUGCGUACCCCGAAGGCAUCAAGGGCCCGAGUGUUGAGCUCAAUGUGAACGUCAGGGAUGGCCGAUUCAGAUACGACCGUGACUUCCUUAUGCAGUUUAUGCACAUUUGUAAGGAGAAGCCGCCUGUCCUUCCUGCUCUUGAUGUCCUUGGCAUUGAACCCGUCGAGCAAUCUGGUGCAAUGCCCGUUUCUACCAACCGUCAGGCUUCUGUAGGUCUGGGCAUUGGUGGCUUCAAGAAACCUUCCAUUCCAAGCGGUUUCCAGAUGGGCAAUUUCCAGUCCCCAGGAAGCAAACUUACCAGCGAAGAGCGGUUUUCCAUGUCCAACAACCGUUCUGCUUCAACUAGCAGUGCCUCUUCCCAAUUUCGUUCCACGGUGGCGUGCACGCCCAGCACAGGUGGGCCUGGGCAUCCCAUGCAUGGCACCAAGCGCAUACGCACUAAACGCGGUGAGAGGCGUGGUGGUACCAACAAGUUACCGAUGUUCCAGGAAGAACAUAGUUCUGGCUUUGGCGCUGCACCUAUCCUGGGCGCUGGCUUCGAGUCCGUUACACCUCUGGAAUUGUCUGCCAGCCGUUGGGUCCCUAUCAGUAUGACCCGCAAAGUUCAACCUGAUGUUGAUUCACCUGAGCUGGUCGACCGUAAGGUCAAGGGGCUGCUCAACAAGCUCACGAUGGAGAAAUUCGAGACGAUUUCAGACCAGAUCAUCCACUGGGCCAACAAGAGCGUGGAUGAGAAGGAUGGGCGGACGCUCAUCCAAGUCACCCGGCUGGUAUUCGAAAACUUGAAGGCGACUGAUGAGGCUUGGAGCGGGAUGUGCUAUGCGCUGUUGUGUCGGAAGAUGAUGGAGCAGAUCAGUCCUGAGGUGCAGGCUGAGGGGAUCAAGAACAUUGAGGGCAAGCCUAUUGCUGGCGGACAGUUGUUCCGGAAGCAUCUCCUCAACCGGUGUCAAGAAGAGUUUGAGCGCGGGUGGUUCGCCAAGGAAGCUACUGCUGCAGCCGCUGCGGUGAAGACUUCCGACGAUUAUGCAACCAAGGCUGUUCACAAGAAGAUUGGCACGAAAGAAGCUGAGCUUUGUUUUGAUGAGUACUACGCUCCAGAGAAGGCGCGGCGCCAGGGUCUUGUUCUCAUCAGGUUCAUUGGCGAGCUGUUCAAGCUGCAGAUGCUCACAGAGCGUAUUAUGCACCAGUAUGUGAAGAAGCUGCUGGCCGAUAUCGAGAACUCCGAGGAAGAGAAGAUUGAGAGCUUGUGUCAGCUGUUGAAGACGGUUGGCCAGUUGCUUGACAAGCCGAAAGCCCGCGCGCACAUGGACGUUUACUUCAUGCGCAUGAAGGAGCUUGGAAAGAGCCAUAAUGUCAGCAGUCGAAUGCAGUUCAUGCUUCAGGUGUGGCAUUUCCUGGGUAUCUUUGUUAGUUAUGUUCAUCAUCAUGAUUUUAGGAUGUCAUCGAGUUGCGCGACCGUGCAUGGAUGAGCCGCAAUGCUACGCCUAUGACGAUUGCAGCCGUUCAUGUGCUGGUAAGAUAUAAUUAUCAGAUUGGUGUCGUUGAAAUUU
This is a messenger RNA of Suillus subalutaceus, 2461 nucleotides long. Its product is annotated as armadillo-type protein. Gene Ontology annotation, cellular component: eukaryotic translation initiation factor 4F complex. The coding region runs from base 185 to 2380 and encodes 731 amino acids. Gene Ontology annotation, molecular function: mRNA binding; translation initiation factor activity; protein binding. The record is from RefSeq and is a predicted model, not a curated record. NCBI's taxonomy places the organism in Eukaryota, Fungi, Basidiomycota, Agaricomycetes, Boletales, Suillaceae. The transcript is spliced from 3 exons.